UAGUGAACGGCUGCCGGUUUCGUACUUGUUGAUUUUUCAUCAUUUCGCUUUAAAAAUAGUUACAUGCUUUCAAUUUAUGAUAAAUACCAUCUUUAAAGUGUUAACAACUACAGAAAGUGAAUGAAGUUUUUAAAUUAACAGCUUUAAAGUGAAUAACUGUUUCAUUUUCUUUGUCACAAGUCGUCCUUUAAAGUCAUUAGAAUAAGUUUUCCUAAUAUAAGAAUUUAAUAUUCGAUGAAACAAGUGAAUGGGAGGAGUCUGCGAAUUUCAUCACAAUCCACAACAACGUAUAAGGUUGAUAAAGGGAUUUUCAAAGGCUGGUGCUGUAUAUACCUUAGGUCCAGCUAUAAAUUUCCAAGAUGAUUCAAAAUCACUGCGAUAAUAGUGGUAGUAGCAACACCACUGCAAGCCCGAUUAAGAUUACAACUCUAUCAGAUACUACGAUAAAUAUGAGGACUAAGGAGCAACGGGAGAUUGUGGAAGAUAAUAAGUAUAUAACAUUGGAAUUUCACUCACAAGAAUUGCAACAGUUUUUAACCCAAUCUCGAGUGCAUAAUGGUUAUGGCAUUACAACCAACCAAAUUGACAUUUUCACUUCGGAAGCAAAUUCGGGAUAUGAGCAGUUGAGUGAAUUGGAAAAUAUGAAACCUUUGCCAUUAACACCAGAAAACUAUCCUAAUAGUGUUAUAACCAACGAAUAUUCUUGUAGUUCAAAUCAAACUAACAAGGACACAACUAUGACGGAUAUCGUUCAAGUUUCCGAUGCAUCCAAUCCUCCAGAUGAGCUCAACAAAGAGGAGGAUAUUAUACCAAGUGACGAGCCUUAUCAAUAUCUACAAGAACUGAAUUCGGAUAAUCUCAUGCAGUUCAGCCAGCAAUCGGCCAUACAGGAGUUAAUCCUGAAACAGCAAUUGGAUGCGAAGCCGAAUUUGGACAUCUUACCUACAUUCGAGGAGCACGAUAUUGGCGGCUACAAAUUUAACGUGCAAAUUGGUAGUAACACUCAAGCCAAGAAGAGUUGGAUGUACUCGCCCAAUCGCAAGAAGCUCUACAUACGUAUGAAUGAGAUCCUUUCAUUGGAGGCUGUAUACGUGCCUAAGCUGCCGCUGCAACAGCUGCGCGUACGUGUGCUCAUGAGCUUUAAGAAUGAAGUGAGUGAGCCAGUGGUGCGCUGUCAAAAUCAUCUCAGCAAGGAUACCGAGUCACAUCAGAAGCGCCGCCACAGCUUGCUGCGCUGUGAAAAUCCUACGGCUGAGUAUUGCGGUACAGCUGAUGGUAAAAGCAUUAAUGAUCGUUACUCGAUCUUAAUACCGCUGGGUCUCAGCGCCAUGCCAAAGAAUGACAGUUCCAUUUCGCAAACGAUCGCCAUCAAGUUCACUUGUCAGAAUUCCUGCAUUGGACGCCGAGAGACAAGCAUACUAUUUCUACUAGAGGGCAUGAGUGGUGAAAUACUCUCACAACGUGUGCUGGAUGUCAAGAUUUGUAGCUGCCCCAAGCGAGAUUUCGAAACCGAUGAGCGCAACAGCACAGUGCCAUCCAAGCGUAAAUCGAGCGGAGAAAUGCCAAGUCGCACGACUAAACUUAUGAAAAGUGCCACAGACAGCAGCAAACAUCCAAAAGCCUUAAAAGAUGAGGACACAAGCAGUGAUUUGGAGAACAGUGAUAGCGGCAUUAGUAUUGCGCGCGAUGUAGACAUGCAACCAACGCCAAGCGGUGGCUAUCGCUUUGUCAUUGAAGGCGAUAAGGAAAUGAUGCAGAAAGUUAUCGAAUACGUAAGUCAAGUGGCUGCGCUGAAGAUUCUCGACGCACCGCAACAGGCUAAGCAUUAUAAUAAAAUGUAUCGACAGCUAAGUCGAUAUAGAGAAAGAUUGCAGAGAAAAUAAUUGUGACCUUAAUUUGUUGCGUAAAAAUGCCUUUACUAUAUAAAUAGUUAGUUAUAAGUAAAUUGAGGUUAUGUUUACGUCUAGAAUUGUACUUAGUUUGUACGGUUUCGUUGUAAGAUUUUGUUGCGUCCAUGUGUUUUUCAUGUACCCAACUAGUAGCGAGUAUGCAUUUAUUUCUCUGCGAAACAUUUGGCACUACGCGUCUACACGUUAUUACUAUUAUUAUUUUUGUUUUUUUGUUAACUGUAUGUAAUUUUGGUCUUUCGGAAAUAUUUCAAUUCCAGCUUUGAAAUGUUCUGUUUAAGCGCUUUAAUAUGUGCAAGUUUUAAGUGAUACUUUUUUUUGUUGUCAAAAUACAUAUUAGUCUUUAAUUUUUAAGUAUUUCCCAUACUCAUAAUUCAUAUAUUUUAAUGCGAAUUAAACUUUAACUGUGAAUGAUCAAUUAUUUUUUUAAACAAUAAUAAACAAAAAUAUAUGAGUUGCCACUCAUCCAAAAAUUAUUUUUCAUAAUAAUAUUUGUCGAUUUAUAUUUUUAGUCAAAUGUAAUUUCAAAACUAUGCUUUUGACUGAGACAAAGUGGGAAAUCUAACCAAUUAAGGAAUUUUGUUCAAAUAAAGCCCAUUAUCGCUAAAAAAAUGUUAAUACCAUUUUAGCCCAAUUUGGUUUCUCAUUCAAAACAUAUGUUUGGCUUAUAUGCAUACAUAUAUCGUCACCUAAAAUGCAAAACAACAUAACAACAAAAAAUCGAAAUUGAAUUUUUUAUUGCUUAUGAUUCACUUCAUCAUAUUACAUACACAUACAUACAUAUGUAGCAUACAAUUUUCAGCUUCCGCUGUCAGAUAUAACCAAUAUACUAUAACCAUUUUGUAACCAAAACUCAAAUGUUGUUUCAAUAUUAAUGUAUGCUACCCAAUAUAUAACCACUUUAUAACCAAAACUCAAAUUAGUUGCAUUUCAGUGGUUUCUAUUAUAACGUUUUGCCUUUGCCAGUAAACUUAUAUAAAGUGAUAUUACGUUAUUUUGCAUUUUAGAUAGUAUAUAUAACCUAACUGUGCAGCAUAACAACAACUUUAUUACUAGAGUUAGGUUUGCUUUAGAGGUUAUAUCUACUUGCGAGUUAAGAAAUGCGUUUUUUCUGAAUUUUUUUUUGAAGAGGGUUUUAUUUAAAAAAAAUAUUGAACAUUUACUGAAUUUAUUAUACUUUAAUAAUUGGCAAUACAUAUUAAAAGAUUUCGGAUUCCCUUGACACCGCAGCCAAUCUUCAGCAGUGUUUCUGAAAACAGAUGUCCAGCGGUGGGAGAGAUUUUUCUGCUUAAAAUAAACUCAAAUCCAAAAACUAAAAAAUUGUACUAUUGCUAUACUCGUACAUGAAUACAGGUAAUGUCCAAAGCACUAGUCAAAUUUCAAUUUUUAACAUAAAAUAAAAUGUUUUUUGUGGAAAAAUGAGCACUUCAGUGGCUUAAAAAAUCGCAAUCAUUAUAAACAAUCGUAUUCAAUCAACUUUUAAUUGAAAAAUAUAUCUAGAGUAUGAAAAUUUCAAGUCGAUUGCACUAGUCGCUUUGGAGAAAUUUUCUUCAUCGUCUCUGAAAAAAACGUUAAGAGAGAAAUGCGUUAAAAGUUUUGGCAGCCGAUUGCACUUAGGUAGUUAAAAGACUUGCAAAUGCGCUCUUAUCUCAGCAAAUAUUUGUGGAAUCAACUUAAAAUUUUCGUAGAAUAUUCUUAAAUAUGCAAAAAACUUAAUUUUUCGGAACUCACAAGUGAAUAUAUUUAAGAAUAUUAGUUCAAACUACUGCCUUAAUUACUUGUGUCAUAGAAAGCGGUGAUGGUUUCUUUUAUAAGUUUCUUCCUUUAGCCACAAGUUAUUGAAAUCUGUAUUAUGUAUGGUUAUGUGCUGUGGCAAUUGUUUUUAAUUUAGGUUAUAAUUUUAUGAAUUUUAUGUGCCUUUUAUGUUAUUUACUAAAUGUUUAAAAAGUAAACAACUUAAGUAAACAAUUAUUUUUACUAAUCAAUGCAUUGAA
Bactrocera dorsalis (oriental fruit fly) is the source of this 3901-nucleotide messenger RNA. RefSeq names its product cellular tumor antigen p53 (gene p53). NCBI's taxonomy places the organism in Eukaryota, Metazoa, Arthropoda, Insecta, Diptera, Tephritidae. Gene Ontology annotation, cellular component: nucleus. Gene Ontology annotation, molecular function: DNA-binding transcription factor activity, RNA polymerase II-specific; RNA polymerase II cis-regulatory region sequence-specific DNA binding. Bases 360 to 1883 code for a protein of 507 amino acids. Gene Ontology annotation, biological process: apoptotic process; regulation of transcription by RNA polymerase II. The transcript is spliced from 12 exons. The record is from RefSeq and is a predicted model, not a curated record.